Molecule: messenger RNA, 1227 nt
Organism: Parascedosporium putredinis
Lineage: Eukaryota; Fungi; Ascomycota; Sordariomycetes; Microascales; Microascaceae
Source: the annotation of a GenBank genome assembly
AUGUCGCCUCGGUCUCGCUUGCGCUUCCCGUCUCGCUUUGAGACCAAGGAAACCAUGGAGAUGGUGAACAAGAUCAGGAUCCGAGCAACGGCUAUAGAACAAGAUCAGGAUAGAUUCUGGGCCGGCGCUGCGGAGGCCGCAACCGAAAUGGCUUCGGCCACGAUCAACCGAAACCUACGCGAUGCGGGCAGCGAAGACGAUAUCACGGCGGGACAGAAAAUGAUUAACUCCCUUGACGUGGUCCGAAACCUCCGCGCCGCCGACCUCGGCGUGACAUCUUGUUGCCGCGAGGUCUUCUUUUCCAACAAUAAUGCCGAGUUCUGCAUCAUGGCACCGCGCUCCGGGCCAGCGGCGGCGGCGACGGUGACGCUCACCAACAUCGACUGCGCAGUGCAGGAGGCGCAGAGGAGGACGAUAAGCUCCACAAUGGACGGAUUCAAGAAGAUUGCCCGCAACGAGGGCUUCACUCGGCUGUGGAAGGGCCUGUCGCCAACGCUCGUAAUGGCGAUCCCGGCCAACAUGAUUUACCUUACUGGGUACGACUGGCUGCGUGUGAACGCCAAGAGCCCGAUUGCGCAGUCGGUACCGGAUGACUACACCCGGCUCCAGGCAACAGCGGGUGAGCCGGGCACAAACCAUGUGCUCGAGACGUUUCGGGGCAUCCAAGAUAUGGUAUCUUCCCAAGGGUACCGGUCGCUGUGGAGGGGACUGACCCUGACGCUGUGGAGGGAUGUCCCAUUCUCGGGUAUCUACUGGUGGGGUUACGAGUACAUACGGGGCAAGCUUACCGACAUGCGGGACGAACGGCGAGGUCGUUCGUUUGACCGCAUCGGACCCAAGAGCCAGGUGCGGCGGCGAUCGCAAAGCCACGACAACCACCGCGAGACGUUUACGGACAGCUUCAUCGCGGGCGCCACGUCGGGAGCUGCGGCGUCAGUGUUGACGAUGCCGUUCGACGUGGGCAAGACGCGCACGCAAGUGUGGCGCGACGGCAGCAAAGCGGCGGCGGAGGCGGCGGUGGCGGGCGUACCCGAGGACAAGUCCAUGGUGCGGCUACUCUGGCACAUUUUCAAGAACGAGGGCGUGGCGGGGCUGUGGAGGAUGGAUCCCCGGACGCUCAAAGUCGCGCCCGCGUGCGCCAUCAUGAUUAGCAGCUACGAGGUCUCCAAGAGGGUGUUUCGGAGCGUGAACGAAAAGUCUGGCCUGGACAGAGCGGGGAGGCUGUGA